Messenger RNA from Mirounga angustirostris (Northern elephant seal), 21165 nucleotides. RefSeq names its product zinc finger BED-type containing 5 (gene ZBED5). Gene Ontology annotation, molecular function: DNA binding. The transcript has 3 exons. The coding region runs from base 1166 to 3250 and encodes 694 amino acids. Lineage: Eukaryota; Metazoa; Chordata; Mammalia; Carnivora; Phocidae. The record is from RefSeq and is a predicted model, not a curated record.
UCCCUGUGACACAGCGGAGACGCCGCUAUCCCUACACACGCCUACACCGCGGCCCCGACCGCAUCUGGGUUGACCCGAGAGCUCUGGCAGGAUGCUCAGCUCUCGGCCGGGCCCCUGACACAGCAUCGUCGGGAGGGGCGAGGAAAGGAGAGGGCGUCUCCUGCCCCACUCCGGAGGGAAAACAAGGGAAAGAGGAGGCGGUUGCGUAACCUGAGCCUGGGGUGCGGCUCGGGAAACAAAGAGGUCGUGAAAGCAGCCGCAGCCGAGGCUCUGCGCGCUCCUUGAGGUAACUGCGAAUCCACACAAAUCACCGCCGCCUGGGCAGAACGCCAGUGCUAUGAGCGUGCAGAUUCCUGGAGUCCACUCCAGCCCCACGGGACGACAAACUCUGUCUGGCAGUACCCAGGAACCUGCAUUCUAAACAAGCAUCCGGGCUAACAGGAACCCAGGGAAGUUUGAAAAUAAUCGCUUCACGUCUAGCACCAGCUGAAAGAGCCCGCUCGCCGGAAUCCGGCACCUCGGCGGCCGCUGGGCCGCGCAGCAACCGAGCUUGGUCCUUUCCUUUGGUCCCGCCCCGCUGCUCAGCGUGGAUUGGUGGCGGAGAGCAACUCUGGAGCUGAUUGGGCGGCGGAGGAGCCGCUCGUGGAGACUGUAAGUUCGGCUGCUCCAGAGUGCUAAAUUUAUCUUCAGAGGAGCGACCGCGCCAGCCGCGAACCGGAUCUCUCUGGAGGUGGCAUAGGCGAUAUCCCUGAGCUGAGAGCAUCACCCUGUCCCCGAAUCCUUCUUCCCUCUGUUUUGUUUUUCAUUCCCCCCUUCCCUCCUUCCCCUCUUCCAGUCCGCGACGACUGGCUCUUGACCCUGUUCAGGCCGCGGUGAAGGCUUUUGGUUACUCCCUUUCCACCCCAUCCCUUAAUUUUAUUCUUUUGAAGAAUCUGCAUUUCAAGCUGCCAAGGUGGAGAGUGUGAUUGCAGAAGGGAGUACUCCUCAUUUCAGCUUUAUUUUUAUGUGAUAAUCUACGUUUAAGAAAAGGUGUGCCAUACCUGAGAGCACCAGGAAGUCGAAUGAGAAAUCACCUGAUACACGAACGUGUGAUGUUCCAUCUGCGCAUUGAUGCAUAGGCAGCAUUUACAAAUUAACUGAUGUGUUGCUCUAUAUCAUCUCUUUGAUGAUUGCUCAUCUUCUGUGUAUCCUGUCGUAUAAUUUCAACACAUUUGUGAUACUCAAUGUUUAUUCUAAAUUAACCAUGUUUUGUACUACAAACACAUUGCCUAUGGAUCUGUUGCUGAAACAAGGAAGUCUUAAACAAGAAGUAGAAUCUUUUUGUUAUCAAAUUGUGUCUGAAUCAAAUGAUCAAAAGGUUGGAAUAUUACAAAGCGAGGAUGAACAGCUGCAGCCUUCAGUUUCUAAAAGAUCAGAAGGUGAGCUUUCCAGGGUCAAAUUUAUGUCCAAUUCCAACAAAAUAACAACAUUUAGUAAGAAACCAAAAAGAAGAAAAUAUGAUGAAAGUUAUUUGUCUUUUGGAUUUACUUACUUUGGAAAUAGAGAUGCACCUCAUGCUCAGUGUGUGUUAUGUAAAAAAAUUUUAUCAAAUAGUUCUUUGGCCCCUAGUAAGCUUCGAAGACAUUUGGAAACUAAACAUGCUGCCUAUAAAGACAAAGACAUAAGCUUUUUCAAGCAACAUCUUGAUUCACCUGAAAAUAACAAACCUCCAACACCUAAAAUUGUCAAUACAGAUAAUGAAAGUGCUACAGAGGCAUCAUACAAUGUAAGUUACCAUAUAGCCCUGAGUGGAGAGGCUCAUACUAUUGGAGAAUUGCUUAUCAAGCCUUGUGCAAAAGAUGUUGUGAUGCGAAUGUUUGACGAACAAUAUAGUAAAAAAAUAGAUGCAGUACAACUAUCAAAUAGUACUGUUGCACGUCGAAUUAAGGAUCUUGCUGCUGACAUUGAAGAAGAGCUUGUUUGUAGACUGAAAAUUUGUGAUGGGUUUUCACUGCAACUAGAUGAAUCAGCUGAUGUUUCAGGACUUGCUGUGCUGCUUGUGUUUGUUCGUUAUAGGUUUAAUAAAUCUAUUGAGGAAGACCUACUCUUAUGUGAAUCUUUGCAAAGUAAUGCUACUGGUGAAGAAAUUUUCAACUGCAUCAACAGCUUUAUGCAGAAACAUGAAAUUGAAUGGGAAAAAUGUGUCGAUGUUUGUAGUGAUGCUUCUAGGGCAAUGGACGGGAAAAUUGCUGAGGCUGUCACCUUGAUAAAAUAUGUGGCUCCCGAAAGCACCAGUAGUCACUGCCUAUUAUAUAGACAUGCACUAGCAGUUAAAAUAAUGCCUACAUCUCUGAAAAAUGUGCUAGAUCAGGCAGUACAAAUCAUCAAUUACAUUAAAGCUCGACCACAUCAAUCCAGGCUACUAAAAAUUUUAUGUGAGGAAAUGGGUGCUCAGCACACAGCACUUCUUCUGAAUACAGAAGUGAGGUGGCUUUCCCGAGGUAAAGUUCUUGUAAGACUUUUUGAGCUUCGUCGUGAACUAUUGGUUUUCAUGGAUUCUGCUUUUCGACUGUCUGACUGUUUAACAAAUUCAUCUUGGCUGCUAAGACUUGCGUAUCUUGCAGAUAUUUUUACUAAAUUAAAUGAGGUUAAUCUAUCAAUGCAAGGGAAAAAUGUAACAGUUUUUACAGUAUUUGAUAAAAUGUCAUCAUUGUUAAGAAAAUUGGAAUUUUGGGCUUCAUCUGUAGAGGAAGAAAACUUUGAUUGUUUUCCUACACUCAGUGACUUUUUGACUGAAAUUAAUUCUACAGUUGAUAAAGAUAUUUGUAGUGCCAUUGUGCAGCAUCUAAGGGGUUUGCGCUCUACUCUGUUAAAAUAUUUUCCUGUAACAAAUGACAAUAACACUUGGGUUAGAAAUCCAUUUACAGUAACUGUUAAACCGGCCUCAUUAGUAGCACGGGACUAUGAGAGCCUGAUUGAUUUAACAUCUGAUUCUCAAGUCAAACAAAAUUUCAGUGAACUUUCACUAAAUGAUUUUUGGAGUAGCCUAAUUCAAGAGUACCCAAGCAUUGCAAGGCGUGCGGUUCGUGUACUUCUUCCUUUUGCUACAAUGCACCUGUGUGAAACAGGAUUUUCAUAUUAUGCUGCAACAAAAACGAAAUAUAGGAAAAGACUUGAUGCUGCACCUCAUAUGCGGAUUCGACUUAGCAACAUUACACCUAAUAUUAAGCGGAUAUGUGAUAAAAAGACACAAAAACACUGUUCUCAUUAAAAUUAGAGGGUUUUUGCAUGUCUCUUGAUAACCAAAUAUAAGAUGAAAAUAAAAGAUGAUUUCAUCUCUGGUAUUUUGGGGUUUUAAAUAAAAUGAUUCAUAUUUUUUAUACUUCUUAGAUUUUAAGAAAGCUAAAGAAUCAGAAGUUUUAAGCAUUUAUUAUUAGUAUCUCUUCUUCACAUUGUAAUUUCAAAGAGUUCCAUGGUCAUAACUGUGGGAAAUGUUGAUCCACAAGAUAAAACCCCAGUUCCUUAGCAUAAUGUAUCUCUUUAGGAUCUAAUCACUAUGAAUUUUUCUAGUCCUGCCUACCCUGCAGCUCUCCAAUCACAUGGAAUGCCUUGCCAAUCCCUAAAUACAUUACACUGUUUCAUGCUUUCAGGUUUCAAAAAAUAUUCCUUCCCCUUGUUUCCUGACAAACUCCUAUUUGCUUUUCAAUAGUUUGACCUAAUUUAUCUUUGGUACUUUGAUUCUCUAUGUCUUUCUGUUUUGGCCCUAUUUUGUCUCAACUAUGAUCUGCUUGGUGGCCUCAUGAUUCCCAGUGUUAUUGGACUAAGCUCUUACAAGGUCUUAUUCAGCUGUGUCUCCAUUGCCUAGCAAAAGGCCUUACUAAAGUAAAAUUCCCAGUAAAGGAAAAAAUUUUGGUGAAUCAACAAAAAAUGGAAUAGGAUAUGGUAGUUUAUAUUUGUAUAUCUGCAUGUGUAGAGAAUGUUAGUUACCCUUUGUGGUUUUGGCUCAAUUAUUUUACCUAGAAUUCAGUGUGGUGAUUAGGCAGAAAUCACUAAAUAAUGUCACAGCUUUGAUCCAAACUGAACUAUUGGGGGAGAGGGAAGUAUGAAGAAUGUUAUCAGGUAUUUUCAUUGUUUCUCAGUUCCUAUGUAGAGUAUUAUAAAUUCCAUACUAUAGACUAAUGAGGUUUUACUGUACUUGAAGAUGAUUAGACUUGAAACCCCUGUCAGUUUAUCCUUAGAGUUCUAUGAAGGUCUGACUUUCCUGUCCCUAGGAUCUCUUCCCACAUCACAUCACAUAUCACAGGCCACCAGCUCAAUGUCACAUACUUUAUGUUACUCCUAUAUAGGUAGCCAUUAUUUAUUAAAUCUCACUUACUCAAACCUAGUUCCCAUUUUGGGGAGUAGAAGGAUUCUCACUAAGGCAGAAUGUGGUAGCAUGACUACACUGGGGGACUUGCUCCACUGCUUAAUUAGCUAUUUAAUGUUGGGCAGUUUGAGCCUUCCUGCACCUCAGUUUUCUCAUCUGUAAAAUUAUGCCUUCUUUGAGGGUUAUUAAUAAGAUUAAAUGAGUACCUAUCUAAAAUUCCUAACAGUUGGUGAUAGGAAAAAAUGUACAACAUAUAUUAGUUCUCUUCCAUAUCCAGCCAUGUCCCAUUUAAACUUUACUUCAACAUUAACUUCUAGUCUGGGUUUUUGUUCUCUGGAGACUAACAGCCCUCCAGUCUAUAGGGCCUGACCUAAUCUAAGGCAGCAAGAUUAAGCAUUUCUAGCCCAGGUUUUGUCACAUUAUUAAUCACCUAUUUUAUCUUACUAGAUGCUUGUAUGUUACCAAUCAUUUUUACAGCAAUCCUAUGGGAUUAAGUAAUUUUUGAAUUUGCCUAAGGUCACACAUUAAGUAGCAGAAUGUAAUUUAAAAUGUGGGGUCCCUGACUGGUACAGUCAAUACAGCAUGCAACUCUUGAUCUCAAGGUCCAUGAGUUCAAGCCCCACACUGGGUGCAGAGCUUACUUAACAAAACAAAGAACAGGUCUUUCCCAUAGAUGGUACUUUUUGUGGGCAUUGCCUUUCAAACCUUUAUUAAGAGCAUCAAACAGUGACUUAGGAGUAUAAAACUCCCUACUAAAAUCUGGACAUUUGUUUAAAAUCCUGUAUUUUCUUCUCUAGAGUGACCUAAAAUAAGCUGUCUACUUCAAAAUAUGACUGCUUGCUUUAAUAUAAAACUAUGUAAAAAUAGGGUUAAAUUGCCAUCAAGGAAAAUUAAUUCUCAAAAAAGAUUCAUCAUAAUUGCUCAUACAUGCAGUGAUUUUUGUCAACUAAUCCUAGAAUUAAAUCUACCCUAAUUUGAGAGGCAUGUACAAUGCCAUAAUGUCCAUGUCUGGCUGAUACCUCAAGUCUGAUAAUGAGACUCAUGUGAUUACUGAACCUGAGCCCUUAAGUUAUUUGUCCAGGGUAUCACCCUCUUGAGAUGUAAGACCUCUCUUUUCCAAUUCUUUACUUGUAACCUCCUCCUCUGAGAGUCUAGAUCCUUGGAUUAAACCCAAAUCUGUUGACUGGGACCCUGCAAUCUGAUAAUAUAUCACUUUAUUGCCAACACUACCCAACUUGGUUCUUGAUGCCAGCUUCUCAUCUGUUCUGUAACCUCUCAGACUAAGCUAUGGAUACCAUGUAUGGCUAGUGAGAGUGGACUUUUUAGCACCUGAAGGUGGACCUGGGACCUGCUGGAUGAUAGGCAAAUCUAGUUCCAGACAGCAACUUCUAUAUUACCCAAACCUACUGUAGGUACCAUGACUGAAUCCCAAAACAGAAGAUUCUUUUCUUUUAUGUUUAAACCCUACCUACCCUUCAGACUUUGCCUUUCUUAAAUAAAAGCCAAGCAAAGUCUUGAGCACUGUCAGUACUCUCCAAGACUCCACAUACUGAGGCUCUUUCUGGAGCUAGAGGGAAGCCUCUUACAAACCCUUUCACCCAAAAGAGUAAACAACUCUUAAAGGAAGAGAUGGGUGGCGUUCUUCAUAAUGGCAGGGAUUUGGGGACUGAAAAAACUUACGGCAUCCUCAAAUGACAGCUACCCUUUCUGCCUGUGCAUGAAACAUAGUUCACCUAAUGUAUCUAACCCAAAAGGACUUUUCCACUUUGAAUUUAAAGUAACUGAAAUUGUGGGGCGCCUAGCUGGCUCAGUCGGUAGAACAUGUGACUCUCGAUCUUGGGGUCAUGAGUUUGAGCUCCACAUGGGGCAUAGAGUUUACUUAAAAAUUAAUAGAAAUGAAAAUUAAAGUAAUUGAAAUUGCCUUGAUUUCUUAAUGAGGAUUGUUUCCUAGUACCACACUUACAUAAAUACACUGAUUGUAAUUUCUUGUAUCUAGGACUUCUUUAGGAUCAUUCAUAGAACUUAGUAAGUUUCUAAUCAUACAAAAAGUACUCAGUGAAUUGAAUUCCGUACCUUAAAAGGUGAAGUAUUAAGGUGAAAUACAGUUUAUACUGUAACAUUAUAAAAAUUAGCUUUCAAGUUCUUAGCCUGCCUUAAACAUAUAAAGCAGUAACUUUUCUUUGCCUCUCAAAGACUUCAGAAGUGGCAUUUUGUAAAUAAGCUCCCAUGUUUCCUUAAAAAUGCAGUUUUACUCCCAAAAAUAUAAUUUACCUACAACUCUUUAAAGAAUCAAUCAGAAGUGUAAAUCUAGGUACUCUGGAAUUUACUCACGUUCAGUACUUGCUUUCAUUUUUUAAAGUUGAUAUAACUGCACUGUUAAUUAGUACAAUGGAAAGAAUUCUGAAGCAGGUGUCGAGAGACUUGUGUUCUGCAACUAAUUAACUGGCUUAGAUAAGUUCAUCCUCCUCUGUAGUCCUUAGUUUCUUGACUUAGUUAAACUAAAAUGAGCUCUAAAGUUCUUGUCACAUAAGAUCCAAAUUUAAACCUAAAUAAAGAUUAGGGUGAUGAUAAAGAUUUUCUCAGUUAUUUGGAAUUUUUUUUUUUUCCCCUAGAAGCCAAGCUUUUCAAUGAAUAUUUUACCAUAAUACUUUCUACCAACCAAAAGACAAAAUUUAUAAAUUGCCCCACCAUGGAUACUUAACUGGGGAAGGAAUGAAGUGCUUUUUUUGGAAGGGAGGUAUACUUUGAAAUUGAGAAAACAUUGGAAGAAUUAAAAUAUGCUUGGUUAUGACUGUAUUGGAAUCCAGUAUAGAGUAAAUAAUAAAGUGUCAGGCAGGCUGCAGUAGAAAUUGUUGACUCUAUCCCCAGCAUCUGUUUUCCUCUCCCAAACUAUCAAUUUUCUUUCAGGUAUCCAUUUUUUUCCUUAUAUAAUCCAUGUACUUAAGCAACAGCCAACUCCACUCCAAUAGGGGAGUGAACCUACUUUGCCUAAGAUGGAAGCUUUCAAACAUUUUUUUGACCCUGAUUCACAAUAAGAAGCAGAUUUUACACUAUAAUCCAGAUGUGUAUAUGUGAGCACCAAAGUUUCAUAAAAUAAUACCCUCAUAUGUGCAAUGCACUCUCAAAUCUAUUUAAUUUUUUAAAUGAUGUUUAGGACCCAAAGAUUAAUUUCAUGAUGCAUUCUUGGGUCAUGAUCCACCAUUUAAAACACACUGGUGAGUGAAAUGCCAUUGCACUUAUAAAAAUUGUUCAGAGGGGCGCCUGGGUGGCUCAGUUGGUGAAGCGACUGCCUUCGGCUCAGGUCAUGAUCCUGGAGUCCCGGGAUCGAGUCCCACAUCGGGCUCCCUGCUCAGCGGGGAGUCUGCUUCUCCUUCUGACCCUCCUCCCUCUCAUGCUCUCUGUCUCUCAUCCUCUGUCUCUCAAAUAAAUUAAAAAAGAAAAAAUUGUUCAGAAAUCUGGAUCUAAGUGUAUUAAGGCAUAGUAUUACUCUGACCACAGGAACUGGUCCAGAGUAUUAUGUGACCCAGUAUAGGCUAGUGAAAAGCAAGGGCAGAUUGUUUACUAUAGGGGCUUUCAGAAAAGAUGUUUCCUCACUUAAAGGUCUGUGUACUUGGGAGACCUGGAAUUGCUGCAUCUCUCUAGCCUAAGGAUAAAGCCAACACAUAGAGGAGGGCAGAGCCAAAAACUUAGAAAUUAAACCAGAGCGCUGACUGAACCAUACUUGAUCACUAUCCUGCCUGUAAUUUUUUGUUACGUAGGCCAGUAAAUGCCCUUUAUUAAGAUAGUUUACAUUGGAUUUUCUAUUACCAUUGGCGAAACCGUCAUAACAUAGUAGCCUAAAGGGAAAGCAAUAUAAAACUAGAAUUUAUUGGUCAGCUUAACCACAAUGAUGAGAUGAGUGCCAUCCCAAACAGAUAGCCUGAUCUCUGGUUACUUAGUCAUCCACUAUAGUUUUAUCAUUCAGAAUUCUGCCACAGGUAAUAUUUUAUAGACCAGAAACAAAAUCGUUGCAUAUAUUGAUGUUAUUAGGUAUCAUCGAGUGCCAUUUAUUUCUCUUAGUGGGACAACCUGAUAAAUGUAUUUUGCUUACUAGCUAAGGUUCGGCUAGUUGUGAAUCAGGUAUAUGAUUCAAAUUAAAAUUAACCUUGAGAACAAACUUAUUUUUUCUUUAACUUGCUGGAGUCCCUGGUAAAUACAGUGUGAUUUUUUUUUUUUAAGUUUAAUAAGUCAUAUUCUUUAUUGGGGCAAUAAUCAGGCAGAAAUAGUAUGAGUAGUCCUUCUUAAAGGUCACUUUCUGUCGAAGUUUGUAAACAAAGUUCCCUAAGGGAUUGUUUUAACUUCUUGGAAGAAUUAGUUGUUUACCAGGUAAAAUUGGUCACAUAGCAGUUAGCAUGGCUUUCUUGACAAAUCCCUUUGAGCACAACAAACCUUUCCCCGAAACAAGCUGAGAUUUCAGGUUUAAGGUGCUGACCUAAGUGCCUACCUUUGACUCUACCUUCCUAGAACUCCAUAGACAUGCCGAAAGAAAUAUCAAAACUUGGACUAGAUCCAUAGUAACACAAAAGGGCGUAAAGAUGUCAUUUACUCUCAAAGAAUUUACACUCUAGCAGGAAAAACUUAAGUGCUGUGAAGAAAAUAAAAAGUUAAUGUCAGAGUAAAGAAGACACAUGUUAACUGAGUUAAUCUGAGAAAGUCUUCAAGAAAGUGACAUUUGAGCUGAAGCCUGAGAGAUAAGGAGACUUUCAAAUGAAGGAUUGGGAAAAGAAUAUUCCAGAUGGAGAGAAAGCAAAUGCAAACAUCCUGAUACAGAAAGAGCUUGGUAUCUUUGAAGAACAGAUUAGAAUGUAUGGAAUAAAGGGCACCAUGAGCAUGAUAGAAGUCAAAGAUGUAGGAAUGAAUCAGAUUUCUUAGGGUAUUAGAGGGAGUAUGGAUUUUAUUUCAAGUACAAUAGGAAGCCAUUGUGGUUCUCAAAUAGAAGAGGUUGGGGGUUAGGUUAACGUCUCCAAGGGGUAUUUGUAAAUAUGUCAGAGGGCACUGAGGGAAGAGCUAUUACAAUCUUUAGUACAGACAAUAUCCACUCUAUAGGACCCUAACUUUUUAAGAGCUCAAAGUUAGGUCCUACUGGGCCCUUCAUACACUUCUGAGGAGACCUAGAACUUUAGAGACCCCUUUAGAAAAUGUACAUAUUUGUUGAAAGAUUCUCCAUUUUCAUUCAUAAGACCAGGGAACAUACGUUGGACUUCCUUUCAUCCCAUAUAGCUCCAUGCUAGGCUUUGUGGCACAAAUUUGGCAACUAUCUAAAUUUGGGAGCCUGUAAGAUUUAAUGGUGAUUAAUUUUUGUCAUAAGUAAGUGUAGUGCAUUAAUCAAACAAAAUCUAUGAUGUAUAAAAAUGCCCAGAUUUGGGCGCCUGGGUGGCUCAGUUGGUUAAGCGACUGCCUUCGGCUCAGGUCAUGAUCCUGGAGUCCCUGGAUGGAGUCCCCCAUCGGGCUCCCUGCUCAGCAGGGAGCCUGCUUCUGCCUCUGACCCUCCCCCCUCUCAUGUGCUCUCUCUCUCUCAUUCUCUCUGUCUCAAAUAAAUAAAAAAAACUUUAAAAAAAAAAUGCCCAGAUUUGGCCUUAAAUAUGUAUAUAUUGAGUGAAGAGAUGAUGUUGGGUUUCCAAGCCUCAUCUAGUAACUCUUCAUGCUACCACCAUGUCCUUUUUGCUGUCACCUUUCCCUGUCCCUCAAGGAAGAGACUUCCAGAAUUUUUGGUAGAGGAACAAAAGGAACUCACCCUUAGGAAUUUAACUGUUGGAAUUAUUUUUCAACUUAGUUUUGAACUCCCUUACCAGAUGAUUUCAAGAUUUCUUAUAAAGAAGUAGCCCCUACUUCCCUGCCCAAAAUAUGAAAGGUAAACUCUAGUCUCAGUGAUACAGAACUGAAUUGGUUUGGGAUGACAGAAUAAAAUUUUGUUCCAAGGCUUUCCACCAUGCUACAAAAACUAUAUAUUUUUUUAAGUUUUAUUUAAAUAAUCCCUACACCCAAUGCAGGGCUUGAGCUCACAACCCCAAGAUCAAGAGUCACAUGCUCUUCUGACUGAGCCAGGUAGGCACCCCCAAAAACAGUAUUUUAAAAAUCACUCUCGGGGGACACCUGCAUGGCUCAGUCAGUUAAGCAUCUGACUCUUGAUUUUGACUCAGCUCAUGAUCUCAGGAUGGUGAGAUGGAGCCCCACACUGGGUUCUGCACUGGGUAUGGAGCCUGCUUAAGAUUCUCUCUUGCCCUCUCCCUCUGCUCUCCUCCCCCCCUACUCUUGUGUAUACAUGCUCGCUCUCCCUCCCUCUCUUAAAAAAAAAAAAAAAGUCACUCUUGGGGCACCAGGCUGGCUCGGUGAUGGAACAUGUAACUCUUGAUCUUGGGAUUGUGAGUUUGAGUUGUGGACUCGAACUCGAAUAUUUAAAAAGAAAAUACUUUUUAAAAAAUCACUCUUGAGGGGUGCCUGGGUGGCUCAGUCGUUAAGCAUCUGCCUUUGGCUCAGGUCAUGAUCCUCGGGUCCUGAGAUCAAGCCCCCCAUCGGGCUCCGUGCUCCGUGGGAAGCCUGCUUCUCCCUCUCCCACUCCCCCUGCUUGAGUUCCCUCUCUCACUGUGUCUCUUUCUGUCAAAUAAAUAAAAUCUUUUAAAAAAAUAAAAAAUCUCUCUUGGGGUGCCUGGGUGGCUCAGAUAUUAAGAGUCUGCCUUCAGCUCAGGUCCAGGAUUGAGCCCCACACUGGGCUCCCUGCUCAGUGGGAAGCCUGCUUCUCCCUUUCCCACUCCCCCCGCUUGUGUUCCCUCUCUCGCUCGCUCUCUCUCUGUCAAGUAAAUAAAUAAAAAUCUUUUAAAAAAUAAAAAAAUCACUCAUGUCAAUUUCCAGAGCACUUCAUAGAUGUUAGGCAAUUCUGUGGUGGGUUAUAUAACCAUGAUACAACUAUGGAAGAAUUAAUUGCUAACACAAAGUCCUUUGGGUUUAGAGAAGGGCCUUUAAAAUGCAAAAUGCUUUUUAUUGUUCUAUAUGUAUAAAUGAAGAGGUUAGACUUCAUCUUUUAUAAAAUUAGGGAGUCAUGGUAUAUUGUCAAAGUCUCAAAUACUUUUGGAAGCUCCCAGAUUGACUCAGCAACAUUCAUUCACCAUCUUUUUCCCCUUACCAAGCACCUAUUUAAGGAGGCAGCAGUGAAGAUCACUCUAGAACACAUCUAUCUUAACAGCAGUUCGCUUUUCAAGUACCCAUUCCAGCUUUUAAAUAUAAAUAUGGUCUAUCAAAGCACCGUAAAUUGAUCAGACAGCUGUUAUCGGGAACUAAACCAACAUCCCUUUUCCGGAAGGCUUUGGAAACAAAUUUUUCUCUGACAAACUGUGUACUUGUUCUAGAAAACAAGGUACUCUCAAGGCAUCAAUGUCAAGUCAGAUACAAUAUACAUAGAGCUCUAGUCUGUUGUGAGCUUAAAGUUCUGAGUCUUACUAAUUUUAUGAUAAAUUGACUACAAGUUAGGAGGUUCUCAGUGUUCCUGCAAGCAUCUAGUAAGUCCAGCACUCCUUAAAUAGUGCAACACCAAAAUUGUACCUAUUUUGCUUAACUUUGUACUCAAGAAAAAAAGCAGACUUUUAUCAACUAAAGUCUGUGCCAAAACGAGAGAUGAAUAGAGCUUAUGAAAGAAAGGCCUGAAGUUCAAACUUUUUUUCAUAAACCCUGUUAUAAAAAUCACUGAGGAAUUGUUUGAUGUAUGCAUGGAGCACUUACCUAAUAUUUAACCAGUCAAAUACUGAAACAACCAUGGCUCUGCUUUGUAUUACAUUACUGCUAGUGAAAUUUACCCAGAUUAGGACAAAGUUGAUGGUAAACUACACAUUGCAUUUCUAAGUCAUAAUAUGUUAAAAAUGAAUCCAGAAUAAACAGGAAAGAUUUCAUUAAAAAUUAUUUCCAAUUUUAUAGAAUAAAAAGGAAUAUAAGCUCCUUGAGGGCAGAGGUGUUGACUUUAUUAUCUGCCUCUGUAUUCUCAGGGCCUAGAAUAAUCCCGAACACUUCAUUGUUAUUAAGUGUCGAACAUGGUAAUGGAGAGAAAAGAUUAGGUUUGAAUCUCAGCUCUGACACUUUCUACUUGUGGAAACUUGGACAAGUCACUUAAGUUCUCUCACCCUGUUUCUUCAUCUGUAAAAGAGAAAUUAUCACCUUUUUCCAGUAUGUGGUUUUUUCAACAACACUAAGCAGUUCUCCAAUUCUUAGCAGACACUGACCAGAUGUCCUACAAUUAAUUAUUUUUUAAAGAUUAUAUAUAUAUGUGUGUGUGUGUAUGUGUAUAUAUAUGUAUAUAUAUAUGUAUAUAUAUUAUUAAAGACUAUUUAUUAGAGGGAGCACAAGUGAGGGGGUCAGAGGGUGAGGGAGAAGUAGGCUCCCCACUGAGCAGGCAGCUUGACACAGGGCUAGAUCCCAAGACCCAGGGAUCGUGACCGGAGCCACCCAGGCGCCCCUAAAGGUUAUAUUUUUAAGUAAUCUCUACACCAAAUGAAGGGCUCAAACCUAUGACCCCGAGAUCAAGAGUUGCAUGUUCCACCAACUGAGCCAUCCAGGCACCCCAGAUGUCCUACAAUUUAAUUCAAUUCUGACACUACUCCUAGAGAUAGUGUCAGAUCCCACAGUUAAAGCGCUCAGUCCUCCAAGACCGCCCUUCAGACACCAAUAGCAAGUCCAGGUUGUCAUCCUAGCAGCUGGCUAAAGAUCAGAUGUUCCCACAACCCUCUCCAGUUCAAUUAAUUUGCUAGAGCUGUUCACAGAACUCAGAAACAUUUACUUACCUUUACCAGUUUAUUAUAGAAGGAUGUUAGUAAGGAACAGCCAGAUGGAAGAGAUGCACAGGGCAAGGUAUAUACGAUGGAGCAAGGAGCUUCUAUGCUUUUUUGGGCUGCCCAUUCUCCCCCACAUCUUCACGUGUUUACCAACCCAGAAGCUCAACUUGUUCAUGAGUUUUUACAGAGAUUUAAUCUGUAGACCUCCCCCACUUCUCCCUUCCCAGAGGUCAGUGGGUAGGUGUGAAAGUUCCAACUCUGACCACUAGGUCUUUCUGGUGACUAGCCCCAUCCUGAGGCUAUCUAGGAGCCCUACCUAAGUCACUUCUUUAACAUAAACUCAGAAGGGACUCCUAAUGAAGGACAAAAGAAUUUCCUAUCAGGAAAUUCCAAGAGUUUUAGGAACUCUGGGGCAGAAACCCAGGAUUGAGACCAUAUAUAUUUCUUAUGCCAUAGUUUUAAUCAUGUUCCUGCUGUGAAAAAUAAGAUGUAUGUAAAAUCACUGCAAAAUGCUAUAGCAUUAUUAAAAAUCAUUAUUUUAAUGUCAACAGUGUUAUAAUAAGACAUUGCCUGGUAGAGAUACUUAGUGGACCUAAGAGUUACCUUUUUAAAAAUGUAUAUAUUAUCACACCAGUCAGAAUGGCUAAAAUUAACAAAUCAGAUGUUGGCAAGGAUGUGGAGAAAGGGGAACCCUCUUAAACUGUUGGUGGGAAUGAAAGCUGGUGCAGCCACUCUGGAAAACAGUAUGGAGAUUCCUCAAAAAGUCGAAAAUAGAGCUUUUCUACAACCCAGCAAUUGCACUACUAGGGAUUUACCCCAAAGAUACAAGUGUAGUGAUCUAAAGGGGCGCCUGCACCCCAAUGUUUAUAGCAGCAAUGUCUACGAUAGCCAAACUGGAAAGAGCCCAGAUGUCCAUUGACAUCAAGAAGACGUGGUGUGUGUAUACACACACACACAGACACACACACACACAAUGGAAUAUUACUCAGCCAUCAAAAAAAUGAAAUCUUGCCGUUUGCAAUGACUUGGAUGGAACUAGAGAGUAUUAUACUAAGUGAAAUAAGUCAACCAGAGAAAGACAAUUAUCAUACCUCACUGAUAUGUGGAAUUUUUUUUUUUUAAGAUUUUAUGUAUUUAUUUGACAGAGACACAGCGAGAGAGGGAACACAAGCAGGGGGAGUGGGAGAAGGAGAAGCAGGCUUCCCGCCAAGCAGGGAGCCCGAUGCGGGGCUUGAUCCCAGGACUCUGGGAUCAUGACCCGAGCUGAAGGCAGACGCUUAACGACUGAGCCACCCAGGCGCCCCUGAUAUGUGGAAUUUAAGAAACAAAACAGAGGAUCAUAAGGGAAGAGAGGAAAAAAUAAGACAAACCAGAAAAGGAGACAAACCAUAAGAGACUCUUAAUCAUGGGAAACAAACCAAGGUUGCUGGAGGGGAGAGAGGUGGGGGGAUGGGGUAACUGGGUGAUAGACAUUAAGGAGGACAUGUGAUGUAAUGAGCACUGCAUAUUAUAUAAGACUGAUGAAUCACCUGUACCUCUGAAACCAAUAAUAUAUGUUAAUUAAUUGAAUUUAAAUUUUUGAAAAAAGAAUAAAUGGCAGAAAUGGGGAAAAAAGUUUAAGAUGAUAGUUUUUCAAAUUUUUAAAAGGGAAACAUAGUUUGAAUUCUAGUGCUGGUAAUAGUAUCUAACCUGGAGAAUAAGUACUAAUACUUAUUAAAUGUUAAUAUAAGCUAGACACUCUUCUAAGUAUUUCACACAUUUUGUGAAAUAUUUAUCAUAAAGCUAUGAAUAAUGUCCUGGUUACUAUUACUGCACAAUAAAUAACCCAAAACAUAAUGUUGGUAAAAAAAAAUUUUUUUUAAGUAUAUAUUUUUUUAAGGAUAUUAAAUGUUACUGUUUUUAUAGCAGGAUUUUGGCUCUUACAUGCAUUGUGUAACUUUAAGAGGGUGGGGUAUAUUGUAGGCACUAUUUUCCAGAGAUCUUCAACUAUAGAACUCCUUUUUUUUUAAUCUUUUUUUCUUUUUUAUUAUGUCCAAUUAGCCAACAUAUAGUACAUCAUUAGUUUUUGAUGUAGUGUUCAAUGAUUCAUUAGUUGCAUAUAACACCCAGUGCUCAUCAAAACACGUGCCCUCCUUAAUACCCAUCACCCAGUUACCCCAUCCCCCCAUCCCACCCCAAAAAGCAUAUAUUAGAUGCCAAAUGUUUUAUAUACAUUAUUUCAUUUAACUCUAUGAGGUAGGCUAUCAGCUCCAUUUUUAGAGAUGAGCUAGGGCUUUGCAUUAUCUACAGUAUAACAAAUUAACUUAUUAUCUCACAGUUUCUGUAAGUCAGGAACCUAGGUAUAGCUUACCUUCAGACUCUGCUUCAGAGUCUUCCAUAGGCUGCAGUGAAGUUAUUGACCAGAGCUACAGUCCUGUCAAGGCUCCACUGGGGAAGAAUCCAGCUCCAAACUCACUCAUGUUGGCAGGGUUCAGUUUCUCACUGGCUGUUGGACUGAGUGAGAGGCUGCCCUCAGCUCUUUAACACAUGGACCUUUCUAUAGGGCUGCUUACAACAUGCCAGCUGCCUUCAUCAAAGUGAGCAAGUGAGAAAGUGCCAGCCAGUGAGACAGAAGUCACAAACUUUUACAACCUAAUUUUGGAAGUAUUAUCCCAUCACUUUUCUUGUCUUCUCUCAUUAAAAGCAAGUCACUAAGUGAACAGGAUGCAGGCUCUCACCAGACACUGAAUCUGCUGGUACCUUGAUCUUGGAUUUCCCAGCCUCCAGAAGAACAGUUAAAAAAUGAAUUUCUAUUGAUUUUUAAAAACCAAACAAAAACAAGUUACUAGAUCCAGCCCACGUUCAAGAGGAGAGAGUAUUACAACAGAAACGGACUCAAACACAGAGAACAAACUGGUGGUUGCCCAAGAAGAGGAGUUUUAGGGGUUGGGAAAAAUAGGUGAAGGAGAUUAAGAGGUACAAAAUUCCAAUUAUAAAAUAAAUGAGUCACAGGGAUGAAAAGUAGAGCAUAGGGAAUAUAUCCCCCAACCAAAAACAGAGAGAGUAUUACACAAAGGCAUGAAUAUCAGGAGUCAGAGAGCACUGUGAGCCAUUUUAGAAGACCACCCUCCCACAGGUCAGAAUGUUCGAGUUGCUUAUCCAGUUUGAUAAAGCUAAUAAGUAGCAAACCUGAGAUUCCAAAUAACAUCUGCCAGACAAAGCCCACAGUGUUCUAUUACUCUUUUCCCAUUGAAUACAUGGUAAUAAUGUAGGGCUAGCAUAAACUUGUCUAGAAAUGAAUCAUUCUAAAGUGUUAAAAUUAUCUGUUCUGUAAGAUAAAAUAAGCCAUUUCCAUCCUAAUUGUUUUUCCUAGGAUUGUUCAUCCUAAUCAUUUUCUUCAUACAUAGGACAAGUUAAACUUUUUUCAGUCUCGGUCCAUGGUACCAUAAAUUUCAAAUUUUAGUAAUAUCCGAAUGUUCAUCAUCUAAAAAGCACAUAAAGUGUAAGUCACCUCUCAACAAGGCCAUAUAAGGAAGAGAAUCUGGUGGGCAUACUAGUGUCAUUGAUGGACCUUUGGAAAGCAUAUCUUUUAUUUGUUGAUUUAUUCAGUUUAGUAGGAAAGGACACAGACAUUUGUAAAUAACAAUAAAGGUGUAUACAAGAAGCUAUGUAAGUUCAGAGAAGAAAUAUGGUUAAAGAAGUAUGAAUUGAAGAAGUACUUUGAGUCUUAAUGCAUGAAUCUCAAUUUGCCAGGUGACAAAGGCACAGAAUUGUAAAAACAAAAAAACCCAAUCAAGAUUAUUGAGGAUUUUUGGAGCCCAGGAUUGCCAGCAGAUUUGGAAUUUUGAGGACUCCCUGAAAGUCAGAGGGCAUAUGAAAUCAGAGCAAGAGUCAGGCUUCAGAGGCAAUGGAUAACAGGGAGUUGGGGUGGAGGGGAAGGGCACAGUGUCCUAGAGCAACCAUAAGGAAUGGAAUUGGAAACCUCUGGUUGAGUUGGUUUCUCCAUCCAUUCAUUCUUCAAAGUUAAGGGUACUCUGGAAUGGUAUUUGCCCCUAAGCUAGCUCGUUGACUCUAGAAACUUGUGGCAGAUGAGCCAGGCUGUACCCCAGGAGACUAUAUCCAGGAAAGGAAGCCUCACUUCAUACCCAGAAUAUUAAUUACUGUACCCUCCCUCACAAUCAUCAGAGCAAACUAUGGUAAACAAACAGCAUCAUGCACAGAGAACAAGGAAUACCAAGACGAAGAACCACCCGAGGAAGGGAUACCCAAGGAAGAUCAAUACAAAAUCAAGAACCACCAAAUACCCAAGGAAAACCAAUGCUAUGAAAAGUUGAUACCAAUCAACAAAAGAACUAACACCCAAGCAAAUAGUUAUUAGAGAAAGCAGAGGAGGAUCUUGGAAAUAAUAAUUAUUUACUGCAUAAUGGGUGUGGUAUCAGGCAUUGUUCUAAUAAGCACCUUACAUGUACUUUAAAAUUUUAAUCCUUAUGCAGAAUAUCCCCAGAGGAAUAUGAGAGACUGUGAGAGAAUAUUGUGUCUAAAUUUCAUGAAAAAAGAAUGAGUUAAAGAUUGUUUAAAUUAAAAAAUAAAGCAUGGUCUAAGCUGCAAGUGGACUUUGAGGAAAAGCAAAUUAGCAAAACUGGAAGAAUAAACUGAAAAAUUAUUCCAAAAGAACAAAGAUAUUGAAGGAGAGGUGGCUUAAGAUGAAAGGAAAAUCCAGAGAUUCCAAUAUUUCAUAUUUCCAAAGAAGAGAUGAGAGAGAAUUUUAAGGCAGCAUUAACUGAAGAAAUAAUAGAAGAAAAUCCUGGUAUGACUAGUGUAAUUUAGAAGAAAUAUUUAAUGCCAUCUGUAUUUUUUAAAAAGAUCAAACAUUAAGUGCAUCUUAUUUUUUAUUGCCAGGUUGCAUCUAAAAUUUCAUCACUUUUUAUUAUAUGUAUGUCUAAAUUAUAAUAUAUAUUUUAUGUUUUUAUAAUUGUGCUUUUUAGCUUUUUAUUUUGAAAUAAAUUUAGACUUACAGAAAAGCUGCAAACAUAGUACAGAUGCUCUUCACCUAGCUUCUUGUAAUGUUAACAUCUUAUAUCACCAUAUUAAAAUUACACAAAUUAAUAAAUUAACAUGAGUACAAUACCAUUAAUUAAACUGCAAAUAUACCCUAUAUCAAGUAGGACGAAAACAAGUCAGUGGGUAUGAUUAACGUAUAUAGAUAUAUAUAAAACAGAACAAAGGAGAUGGAUAGCUACUAUAUCCUCAUUUCUAUAACUGGUCUUGAGGCUUUUUUUUUAAAAUACCAUCCAUCAUUAUUUCAUAUUCAUUUUGCCAGUAUCUACAGCUGGUUGGGGUUUUCACAUGAUGUGGUAAUUUUCAUUCUUCAGGAAUGAGUCCUUGGUGCUUCUGCUUAAAUUCAGUUGCUAUAGUUUCCUAUUUUCCACUGUACAUAGCAAUACUAGGAGGUGACCCAAAGCAUCUCCCGGGUUUCAAGACAUUUCUCAUCCUUGUUCCUAUUAUGUAGCAGCAAUCACACUUUCCCUUGGUAUCAAGGAUAAAUUGUCCCAGCCUACACUAUAACCUCUUUUUCCCCCUAUUGUUCGAAUGUCAAGAAGAGCCCAAAAUAAUCAACUAGUAGUAUAAACUUCCAGUUAAGUGGAACCAUUGUUGAGUUUGCUGGGGAGCAUAUUCCUCCCUUGGAUACUGAGACCUUUAAAUGGUCAAACCUCAAAAUUAUGGGAAUAGAAAGCAAAACAUUUUAUGGGUAGAUCAAUAGGUAUGAGUGGGAGCUGUCUGUCUCACUCCUGGGUUCCCCAGCUCCUGUGCCGUAGAUAAGGGAGAAACAACAUUCUAUGUUAGUUGCUAGUUCACAACACAUAAUACUGUAGAACAGGAGUUGGCAAACUUUCUCCUGUAAAGGGCCAGAUAGUAAAUAUUCUAGGGUUUAAGGAUCACAUAUGGUAUCUGUCACAUAUUCUUUGUUUUUGUUUACAGCCCUUAAAAAAUGUAAAAGCCAGGGUACCUGGGGAGCUCAGUCAGGCAUCUGCCUUUGGCUCAGGUCAUGAUCAUAAGGUUCUGGGAUGAAGCCCCAUGUUGAGCUCCCUGCUCAGUGGGGAGUCUGCUUCUCCCUCUGCCCCUCCCUCCUGCUCAUGCUCUCUCUGUCUCUGUCUCUCUCUCUCUCCCAAAUAAAUAAAUAAAAUGUAAAGAAGUGUAAAAGCCAUUCUUAAAACUGUACAAAAACAGGAUGUGGGCCAGGUUUAGCCUUCAGACUCUAAUUUGCUAAUCCCUGCUGUAGGACAACACCCUAACUUUGCAAAUUGUUCCCUCCCUGCUGACACUGGAACUGAGUCUUCAGAAGACCACUCAAGAGUUCUAAAGACAAGCUGCUACUGGAUGAUGGGGAUAUACAAUAAGACCAGUGAGUCUUGUGUGCAUAGUAUUCUGGGUCACCAGGGAUUAACACCAUUGUCCAUGUCUUCCCCCUUUCCCCCCUACCACUGCACACUUUUAUCCUAGGAAAUAACUGUAUGUCCCUUUGGGGAAAGGCUGAGAGAUUCAUACAUCAUACUUUUGAUGUUAUCACAAGGUCCUUUCUCAUAGGUACCUAGGAUACUCCGUAUUCAAGGGCCUCUGGGUUUGUGAACUUUCCAGAACUAGGAAAUGGGUGAAAGCUAUUGCAUUACUCUUAGUGGUAUCUCUAGCUUCUGUUUUCCCAACCUAGGGAUUGUUCAAUUACACAAAUAUGUAUGACCUUAGUGAGCUACCCUUCUAUUUUAAUACUGGAAACUCUAUUAAAAAGUUAACCACCACCAAAGAUCUCUGUAGAUCAAAACCUUUCAAUUACUACUCUGGUACAACUUUUUAUUGGUAAUUGUGCCCACUGUGUCUAUAGCAGUUAUGUUCUGCUACCUGACCUCAGGAUCCCUCAACAUCACUGAAAUUAGAAAACCCAUUUGAAUGGCAACACAUGCAACCUUUAUCCCCAGAGGACAGCUAUUACAGUAACAUUCAGGGAUGCUUGUGCUGUACUCCUCAAUCUAUUUGUUCAUGCUAUAGGGUAAAGAGAGGGUAUGCUCUAGGUCCUUUGGGGUCAUAAGUAGGGGUGGAUGAUCCAAUACAAAUGACAACCCUCUUCAAUGUUUGUUUCUUCAGAAACCUUUUCAUAGAUUUCAUACUUCUAUCUUUUAUGGCCUGGCCUUGGAAGCCACACACCAUCAUUUCUGUGAUAUCCUAUAGGUUAUAAAGGUCAGCCCUUUUCAUUGUGGGAGAGGACUACACUGGGCAUUUAAUACUAAGAGGUACAAAUCACUGAAAUCUUCUUGGAAAUUGGUUACUAUAAGGUCUCUAGGCUUUUCAAGGAAGAUAAGACCAGGGCAAGAAGGGAGCUACUUCUGCAGGCAAGGGACACUCGGUGGAGUUUGGCAGCACAGGAUACCAUUUUUGUUUGGAAUACAACUCUCUUACUGUCGGUACCAAAACUUCCACAUCAGAGAUCAAAUGAAGCUAUUAAUUCUACCUUUUUCAUAAUUCAGCAUUUUACAAAGAAGAUUCUAUUUCUAAUUUUUGGUGUGUUAGACCCUUGGCUUUAAGAGAUUAAGGAUAUAUGGGGUUCCUGGGUGGCUCAGUUGGUUAAAUAUCUGCCUUUGGCUUGGGUCAUGACCUCAGGGUCCUGGGAUCAAGCCCCACAUUGGGCUCUCUGGCUCAGCCGGGAGCCUGCUUCUCCCUCUCCCUCUGCCUGCUGCUCUGCCUGCUUGUGCUCUCUCUCUGUCAAAUAAAUAAAUCAAUAAAAUCUUUUUUUAAAAAAAUGAUAAAGGAUGUUUUUAGAGCAAUCAUAGAAAACGCCUGUUUUUUUUUAACAUGUCCUAGGCUAAAAAUGUGAAAUCUUGAGCCUAUAAUUUUCUUUAGGUUUUUCUAGCACAAUGAGAAGUAAUCCCUACCCUUGUAUUUCUUGUGCAUUUCAUAAUACUCUGACUUAGCAGCCAGUUGGUCCAUCAAAGUCUUACUUUUGAUAGGUAGUUCAUUCUGGGUAACACCAGAUGAUAAUUUUGGUUUUGUUUUUUU